AUUUUCUCAUUUUCCACAAACUUUCUAAUUUUUCUUGACGAAACCCAAAAACUCUCCUCUACUUCUCAAAUCACUCUUCAAUGGCGGCUUCUUCUUCUUCGUCAUCUAUAUGUUUCAAGUCCACUGGAUUUCCCUCAGCACGACCGAUUUUUUCUCCGUCGCGUCUCUUCCCAGUCACCAACAUCUCCCCUCGCUCUCUACUUCUUAACGAUAGACGAUCCCUCUUGUCUUCCUCUGGUUCUCGCCUCCGAUUCUCUGCUCUCUGCGUGCAUGAUUCUAAAGCAACUGAAGUUACAGAAAGAUCGUGGGAGAACUCAGUCUUGAAAAGCGAAACCCCGGUGCUAGUCGAAUUCUACACGAGUUGGUGUGGUCCAUGCCGAAUGGUUCACAGGAUAAUAAACGAAAUAGCAGGGGACUAUGCGGGAAAACUAAACUGCUAUGUACUGAACGCAGACAGUGACUCGUUGGUGGCUGAAGAGUAUGAGAUAAAGGCAGUACCAGUAGUUCUGCUCUUCAAGAACGGGGAGAAACGAGAGUCCAUCAUAGGUACAAUGCCCAAAGAGUUUUACGUUUCCGCCAUUGAAAGAGUCUUGAACUCGUGAAGAAGGUAACACCAUCAUUGAUUAGAACUCUCUCUCUCACAAGCAUUUUUUUAUCAAGAUAUUGUUGGGAGAUUAAGAAAAUCGCUCCAUUUCGAUAUGGUAAAUAUCUCCUUGAGUCCUAAGGAAGAGUGUUUUGUCUCAAGUCUGAACCUCUAUGUUUUUGUCUUUCUUCCUUUUAGACUUUGUGAAUAUAACUGUUGGCUUUGUGGAAAGAUGGCUACAUGGAUUAUUGUGAAUAAUUUGAAUU
Molecule: messenger RNA, 849 nt
Organism: Eutrema salsugineum
Lineage: Eukaryota; Viridiplantae; Streptophyta; Magnoliopsida; Brassicales; Brassicaceae
Product: thioredoxin M3, chloroplastic
Exons: 2
Coding region: 81-602 (173 amino acids)
Cellular component (GO): cytoplasm
Molecular function (GO): oxidoreductase activity, acting on a sulfur group of donors, disulfide as acceptor
Source: RefSeq, a predicted model, not a curated record